GGGCUUGCCACAAGCCAAAUAUGUGAGCUGGAGAUUUGGCCUAUUUCUCUCUUCCUCUUUCUCUUUCUCACUCUCUUUCUAUCUCUGUCUAUGCCAACUUCUAGGUUAGUAGAUCAAUUGGAGAAUUCCAAAACCGACUCUAAAUCAUUUGCAGGAGAAGAAGAACCAACCGAAGAAAUGAGGAAGCGACAAGUGGUUCUGAAAAGAGAUGAACCAUCUUCAAGAAACUCUACCACUUCAUCUCUCACCAUUAGGAGUGUGAGAUAUGGAGAGUGCCAGAAGAACCACGCGGCUAGCGUUGGAGGGUACGCUGUGGAUGGGUGCAGGGAAUUCAUGGCUAGUGGGGAAGAAGGGACAACCGGUGCACUCACUUGCGCCGCGUGUGGCUGUCACAGAAACUUCCACAGAAGGGAAGUGGAGUCUGAGGCAGUGAGUGAGUCUUCUUCACCUUCUUCACAUGGGAAGUAAUAAUAAGGAUAAAAGAAACCCUCUUUGUGUGUGUGUGUGUGUGUGUUUGUUAGUCUGUUUGUUUGGGUGGAAAAGGAUGUUCAUGUGAUGUCUAGACUCCUAUUUAAUUUGGGUUUUUUUGUUUCCCUCUUUAUAUUUGAUAUUGGAUAUUUUUGAAGUAAUUUUCAUGUUGGUGCACAUGAAUAAAGCUUUAUAUAUGUUAAUUAUGUAUAAGAAUGAAGUGGUGUCCGUGUUGUCUUUCUUUCUUUUUAUUUGGUCAGUAGGAGGUAGUUAAAAUUGCCUCUGAAAAAGGAGUCUUGAGAUCAGGAAAAUAUGGAUCUCAAAUUGUGAUUGUAAUUAAGUUUUUGCUAGUGGCCAGAAGCCAAACAGAAAGCAAAUAUGUGAUGUGAGUUGAAUUGUACAUAUCUUUUCCUUAAA
Molecule: messenger RNA, 885 nt
Organism: Camellia sinensis
Lineage: Eukaryota; Viridiplantae; Streptophyta; Magnoliopsida; Ericales; Theaceae
Product: mini zinc finger protein 2
Biological process (GO): regulation of DNA-templated transcription; regulation of developmental process
Cellular component (GO): nucleus
Molecular function (GO): transcription cis-regulatory region binding; DNA-binding transcription factor activity
Source: RefSeq, a predicted model, not a curated record